AUGAUUCGCAACUUCCUUUACAUCCUUCUCAAUCUCGUUCUCUUUUCUUCAAUUUUGAUUUCUCAGAGCUUGGCGUUAACUCGUCCACCAGAAGUGUGGGUUCUACGAGAUCUAUACCAGGCCUUGAACUACUCGAAUGCGCUCCGUGGAUGGAAUGGCAGUGAUCCUUGCGGGGAGUCUUGGACGGGUGUUACUUGUUCUGGUUCAUCAGUUAUACGCCUACAGAUUCAAGGGUUAAACCUUACUGGGAGUCUAUGCAGGCUCUAUCUUCUACGGAAUUUGAAGAAGCUUGAUGUCAGUUCAAAUAACAUAGUGGGCGAAAUGCCAUUUGGUUUACCCCCCAGUGUCACUCAUAUGAAUUUAAGCCACAAUUUCUUAAUUGGACCUAUUGGCGACGUAUUUACUGGCUUAGAUAAUCUCAAAGAAAUGGACCUUUCAUACAAUAAUUUUUCGGAAGAUCUACCAAGAUCAUUUGGCUCCCUGACAAACCUUGCUAGAUUGUUCUUGCAGAAUAACAGAUUCACUGGAUCAGUCACCUACCUGGCGGAACUUCCACUUACAGAUUUGAACAUUCAAGAUAAUCUGUUUAGUGGCCUUCUUCCACAUCAAUUUCAGAAUAUAAAAAAAUUAUGGAUUGGCGGGAAUAAAUUCCAUGCAGCGGACAACUAUCCCCCAUUGACUUCUCCUGUGGGGACAUUAUCAGUUGAGCACAAUAUUAGUCGCCCGCCCACAACUAAUACAAAUGCCAUCAAGAACUAUGCUCCUCCCAGAGUACUUGAGCACAAGCAUAAGAUGAAAAAAUUAGGCCCUGGAGGAAUUGCUUUUAUUGUUGCUGGAGGAACAGUAAUGGCUACAGGUGUGGCACUCCUCAUUGCAAUCCGGUUAAACAAACUGCAUGCUCAAAGCCGGAACUUGAAUUACUCAGAAAGCAAUGAUAUCUCUUUGCAUUCUCAUCCAACCAGUGCAAGCAUAGAGGUGUCUUCUGCUGAACUAGAUGACAAGCCACUACUCCUGCCUAUUAACGCUGCAUCUCUUUUGGGUCCAAUGAAAUUUCCUUUCCUGCACCAUAACAAUAUAGAGGAAACAUCAAGAAGAAGUUAUUCCAAAAGAGACAGAUCCACUAGAAGGACAAAAAUCUAUACCAUUGCGGAGCUUCAGCUGGCUACUAACUUCUUCAAUGAAGGCAACCUUCUGGGAGAGGGAUCUCUUGGUCCUGUUUACAAAGCUAAAUUUUCUGAUGGCAAAAUUUUGGCCGUGAAGAUCAUAAACAUGGCUGGUUUGUCUUACAGAGAAGAGGAAAUGUUCUUGGAUGUCAUUUGCACAGCUUCCAAACUGAAGCACCCCAACAUCAUACCACUCAAUGGUUACUGUUUGGAGCAUGGAGAGCAUCUUCUUGUUUAUGAUUACUUUGGAAAUUUAACUCUAUAUGAUGCUCUUCAUAGUGGAGCAUGUGAAACACUAUCGUGGACCCAGCGUCUUCGAAUUGCUCUAUAUGUUGCUCGGGCUUUGGACUAUUUGCACUCAGCAUGCUGCCCGCCUGUGGCCCAUGGUAAUUUGAAGUCUGCCAACGUUCUACUGGAUGAAAAUUUGCUGCCUCGUGUUUGUGACAGUAGCUUGGCUAUUUUGAGACCACUGACGAAGGUUCUAGCAGCUAAAGCAACUGAGACUACAAUUUCAGAGAGAGGCUACGCUCCAUCUGACCAUGGCCAAACAGGGUUCAGCAGAAGAAGAGAUGUCUUUGCCUUCGGAGUAUUGCUUCUGGAAUUGUUAACAGGAAGGAAACCUUUCGAUGGUGCCAGGCCAAGGGAAGAGCAAUAUCUGGCAAAAUGGGCUUCCCCCAGGCUUCGUGACAGCGCGAGUUUGGAACAGAUAGUAGAUCCCAGUAUGAAAACAACAAUUUCAUUCAAGGCUCUUUCUUGUUAUGCUGAUCUCAUCUCCCUCUGUAUACAGCCUUCAAAACAACUCCGUCCCCAAAUGUCUGAAGUUGUGAACUCUCUUGUAUCUUUAUACCAAAAGUUCAACUUUGCAAAGACCAGUGUAGCAGACGGUACUGAUCUAUUUGAGAAGUCUCUCCAAUCAGCCGACACACGCUUUAAAAGUUCGCCAACAUAUAGUCAUCUAUCAGCUUGA
Messenger RNA from Vicia faba (fava bean), 2130 nucleotides. The record is from the annotation of a GenBank genome assembly. Lineage: Eukaryota; Viridiplantae; Streptophyta; Magnoliopsida; Fabales; Fabaceae.